Molecule: messenger RNA, 5674 nt
Organism: Physella acuta
Lineage: Eukaryota; Metazoa; Mollusca; Gastropoda; Physidae
Product: copper-transporting ATPase 1
Biological process (GO): copper ion import; copper ion homeostasis
Cellular component (GO): plasma membrane; trans-Golgi network
Molecular function (GO): copper ion binding; P-type divalent copper transporter activity; ATP hydrolysis activity
Source: RefSeq, a predicted model, not a curated record
ACUUUGAUGUGUGUUUAUCUUAGUCGAGUGUCGUCUGCCGGACUGUCGUGUCCGCGUAGCAACCGCUCGGACACUUACGGGUCAUCGCUGCUAGUAGUUGGUCGCGUGGCCGGUGCACGUCUGUUGUGCAACUGACCAAACGUGGGGGUAGGCGUGUACCGAAAUGUGGAAUAUUUUCUCUUAUAAGGUGCUCUGUGUCCAGGACUGAUAUUCAGACUGUGUCGGUGUGAGUUAAGUGAUGUGUAGGUCGUGUUGUGGAUUUCUAACGUAGCCGUCGACGUGAACGAACAACAUGUUGUCUGGGAGAAAAGGUUAUCAGAAGCUUAGGGUGAGCUUUGAAACAAAGGAAGCUGGCAUUCACUACAGCCCAACGAAAACUAGCCCUCCAUCCUUAGCACAAGCUGCGACAGCCAACGGAUUCCCAGCCAUGGUCAAACGCAUCGAGGAAACCACACCCCUAGUGGAUGUGGAUGAGCUCACCAUCCAUCUAUCCGUAGAAGGCAUGACAUGUAUGUCAUGCGUCCGCAACAUUGAGAGCACAGUGUCUAAAAAAGAUGGCAUUAAAUCCAUCACAGUUUCCUUGGAAGAAAAAAAAGCAACUGUCAGUAUUGACCAGUCAAGAAUAAAACCACUGGAAGUUGAAGAUGCUAUAAACGAUAUGGGAUUUGAAGCUAAACUGCUAACACACUCACCAUCAAACUCUACCAGUUCCGUAGCUUGUAUAAAAAUAGAAGGUAUGACUUGUCAGUCAUGUGUUAAAAACAUUGAGGGGACAAUGUCCUCACAACCAGGGAUUCUAAACAUCAGUGUUAGUCUUUCAAACAAAGAAGCCAAAGUAACCUACAACCCUCAGUUAACAAAUCCAAAAACAAUCGCUGGUCAGAUAGAUGACAUGGGGUUUGAGGCACACGAACAAGAGGAUGAAAAUCUAAAUAGAAAUGUCUCCCUCACUGGGUCGCCUAAGAAAACGGUGCUGGACAUUCGCGGAAUGACCUGCAACUCAUGCGUGAACACAAUCGAGGGCAACAUGAGAAAACACUCCGCUGUCGUCAGCAUUAGAGUUUCUCUGGCGGAGCAGACGGGAACCAUUGAGUACCUCCCCAAUGAAACGAGUCCUGACCAGCUGUGUGAUCUCAUUAAUGACAUGGGCUUUGAAGCAAGUCUACCAGAUAUUACAAAAACUCACAAGAAAGUAACCAUAGCCCGCUCAAUCAGCGAGACUCAGCUGACUCCAAAAUCUGACCAAAGUAAAUCCAAGUUAGCCAAUGAUGGUGAUUUAGAAAAAUGUUUCUUGACUGUAACUGGCAUGACUUGCGCUUCAUGUGUAGCUACUAUUGAGAAGAAUGUCAAAAAAAUGGAAGGUGUACAGAAAAUUCUGGUCUCACUAAUGGCCCAAAGGGCUGAAGUGACCUAUGACCCUGCAUAUGUACUCCCUGGUCAAAUUGCUAAUAAAAUUGAAGAUUUGGGCUUCAACGCUUCAGUGACGGAAGGAGAAUCACUUGGACACGGUACAGUGGAGCUGACGAUAACAGGAAUGACCUGCAGCUCCUGUGUCAACAGAAUUGAGUCAGACAUCAAAAAGAAACGGGGCAUCAUCUCAGCUUCAGUAGCCUUGUCCACAAACACGGGCAAGUUCACCUUUGACACUGAACAGACAGGGCCCAGAGACAUCAUUGAAGCCAUCAAGUCAUUGGGCUUUGAAGCACAUCUACGAACAGAUGAUGAUCACAGGGCUUCACGUUAUGACCACAGAGAUGAAAUAAAAAGAUGGAGAACAUCGUUCUUGUGGUCCCUGAUAUUUGGUGCCCCCUCCAUGAUCCUCAUGAUGUACUUCAUGUUUGGGAUGCCUGAGCCCUCCCACGGGGAACACAUGAACAGCAGUAACACAAGCAUGUCUGGGGCACACUACCAGCAGAUCAUGAUCACCCCUGGCUUAGAUGUACUCAACCUCAUCAUGUUUAUUCUUGCCACACCUGUCCAGUUUGUGGGUGGCCGCUACUUUUACAUCCAAGCCUACAAGGUCAUGAAGCAUGGCUCCACCAACAUGGAUGUGCUGGUCGUCAUGGCAACCACCAUCUCCUACCUGUACUCUAUAGCUGUUGUGGUGGCUGCCAUGAUUUUAAGAGAAGAAUCCAGCCCUGUCACAUUUUUUGAGACCACCCCUAUGCUCAUGGUGUUCAUAUCAUUAGGCAGAUGGCUUGAACACAUCGCCAAGGGUAAAACAAGUGAAGCCCUCGCUAAGCUUAUCUCCCUUCAACCCUCUGAAGCUGUCCUUGUGGAUAUAGAUAAAGACUUCCAGAUCAUGUCUGAGAGGGUGAUUGACCUAGAUCUGGUGCAGAGAGGGGACAUCCUCAAGGUGACACCAGGUGGUAAAAUCCCUGUGGAUGCCAAGGUUAUUUUUGGCCAUUCGUCAUGUGAUGAAUCUUUGAUUACAGGGGAGAGCAUGCCUGUCACUAAAACAGUUGGUUCACCUGUUAUUGGUGGGAGCAUCAAUGAAAAUGGUUUACUCUUGAUAGAGGCAACCUAUGUUGGUGCAGACACUACUCUGAGUCAGAUUGUGAAGCUUGUGGAGGAGGCGCAGACAUCCAAAGCCCCCAUACAGAACUUAGCAGACAAGAUCGCAGGUAUCUUUGUUCCAGUGGUCACAGCUUUGUCACUUGUGACCCUUAUUGUGUGGAUGGCCAUUGGCUACACUGAUGUGUCAUUGCUGGACAAACAUUAUGAUCCAAAGGGUCCAGUUCCAAUGACAGAGUUGAUCUUAGAGAAAGCUUUCCAGUAUGCAAUCACAGUGUUGAGUAUUGCAUGUCCGUGUGCCUUGGGUUUAGCCACCCCUACGGCUGUGAUGGUGGGAACUGGUGUAGGGGCCACAAAUGGCAUCUUGAUUAAAGGAGGCGAGCCAUUAGAGCUCACCCACAAGCUCAAAGUAAUAGUCUUUGAUAAGACAGGGACAAUAACCCAUGGUGUACCAAGAGUGGCAAGAGUCUCAAUGUUUGUAAAGGAGUCAACAUUCUCCUUUAUAAAGUUUCUUGCUAUUGCUGGUACAGCAGAAACUGGCAGUGAGCAUCCCAUAGCCUCUGCCAUCCUCAAGUAUGUUAAAGAGACCCUGGCAGCAGACAACUUGGGGAAAGCCUCAGACUUCUCAGCAGUCCCUGGCUGUGGGAUCAAGUGUAAAGUGUCCAACAUUGAAUCUUUACUGCUGGGCCUGGACAUGGAGGGGGUCAACAACAGGAAGAACAAGUACGGGAGUCAGCUGAUCAAAAUAGACAAUUUGUUGUUUGAUAACCAGGACGAGAGCAACAAUAUUCUCAAUUUGCCAAUGGCAGCUCAAGCAUCUCAGUUGUACGAUGUUCUGAUUGGCAACCGUGAGUGGAUGAGUAGGAAUGGGCUGACAGUGGAGGAAACCAUGGAUGACGUGAUGAUUGAGCAUGAGAACAAAGGGCACACUGCAGUUCUGUGUGCUGUUGAUGGUGUGAUUGUGGGCAUGCUGGCUGUGGCUGAUACAGUCAAGUCUGAAGCACAUCUGGCUGUACACGAGCUCAAGAAAAUGGGUUUACAGGUUAUACUUCUCACUGGGGAUAACCAGAAAACUGCAGCGGCAAUAGCCAAGCAGGUUGGCAUCACCAAAGUCUUUGCCGAAGUCCUCCCAUCCCACAAGGUGAAGAAAAUUAAGCACCUCCAGUCCUCUGGUGUCAAAGUGGCAAUGGUCGGUGAUGGCGUCAAUGACUCACCUGCCCUUGCUCAGGCUGAUGUUGGAAUCGCCAUUGGGACUGGGACUGAUGUAGCGGUUGAGGCAGCAGAUAUUGUUCUUAUAAAGAAUGACUUGUUGGAUGUCUAUUCCGCAAUUAAAUUAUCUAAAAUGACAGUGAGGAGAAUCCAUAUCAACUUUGUGUCUGCCUGUAUCUACAAUUUAUUGGGAAUACCUAUUGCAGCAGGUGUGUUUAUGCCCAUUGGUUUAGAGUUACGUCCCUGGAUGGCCUCAGCAGCAAUGGCCGCUUCUUCUGUCUCUGUGGUUGCUGCCUCAUUAUUACUCAAAACGUUCCGUAAACCUAAAAAAGAAGAUUUGUUAACCCCUGAGUACUACAAAAAGUUCUCCCAAGAUCAAGACACAGACGACAUAUCCAUGCACAGAGGUGAUGACUGGGAGAACCCACUGCGCACACCACGACAAACAAGCAAUCAUUCCAAGUGGAGCUGGCUAAAACCCACCAACGUCACUACCCCAGACCAGAAGAGUUUACUUGAGAACCAUGAUGAGGUAGACAUAGAAAUGAGUCCUGUAAUUUAAUUAAGUCAUCUUACUUUUUCUCUCAAUAGCUGUGCCAAUUUAAAGUCUAACCUUACCUACCAGUUUUCAGUUCUAGGCACAUUCUUUUGUUAGUCUACUUCACAAUUCAUCAAUAAUAAUGUAUUCCAUUUGUAAAGUAGUAAUGAAGUUUUCCAACUAUAUUGUAAAACAUUUUUUUAAAUAACUUAACUUAUAAUGUUUGAUUUUUUAGAUAUGAAAGUAUCAAAGUAAAUACUUCAGCGGGUAAUUUUUGUUUUACACAGCUGAUAUGUUCAAAUAGUUUAAUACUGCAUUGUGUUCCAAUAAUUAUUUUUCUACUGACCAUGGAUAUUUUAUUAAACUACAUUUUUUUAAUUAAUCACCAUAAUCUAAAUUUGAAUAAAAUUCCUAACCAAUGCUGAGGCAUAAUUUGUUUUAAAAAAGAAGUGCUGAUUUUGUACUUAUGGAUUAAAAGCAAUUUUUUUGUUUAUGAAAUCAGUUUUAAUGUAUUUUGUUACAAACUAAUCAAAAAGUAAUAAUUAAAUCCUCAUCUACCGUAAUCAUCACUAGAUAUGUAUAUCAUUUGCAAACUGUAAAAUAAUUAAGAGAAAAUUAUUUUGUUUCUUAACUGAACCCAGGGUAGAAAUUUUGUAAAAAAAAAAUGCUAAAAUUGUGAAACUAUUAUACUCCAGAUAUUCUCCAAUUUUUAUUUAUGCUAUCACUCCUGGAUCUUAUUUUACACUUGUAAUGACAUAUGAAUGGAAUCCAUUCCAGAAUCAGUUUCCUACCCUUGUUAAUUGUUAUAUGCCUUUCAUUACUUGCAUAAUACCAUUCAGAUGAAUUUCACUUGCCUUGUUCAUUUACAUCCAAAAAGGAACUUUUAUUUUUAAAAUCUCAAAAUUUGUCAUCGUACUUGUUUUAAAUUCCCAGCACCAUCUUAAAACGUAUCAAAUGGCAUUUCAGAAAAGGCUGUGUCUGUAACAUCACCAAUUUUGUUUUGAUGAAUUUCUUUACACAUUUUAGUUUGCUAAAAACUUAACAUUUAAUCUGUAAAAAUGUUUUAUUAGUCUGCACUUUAACUGUUCACAACUACCUUAGUAGCAAUAAAUAUUAUUUCACCAAUUUCUCUUCAACAUGAAUAGAACUAUAGAAAAAAAAAUUAAAAAAGGUUUCAUCAAAAAUUAGUGUCAAAUAUAUUUUGCAUUGACUUCAUAUGACCAAAUUUAACGUAAUUUCUGUGUUUAAUUACCUUGGUGUCUUUGCAGUAGUACCAGAUUUAUUACUCACUAAUACAAUACUUAGUUAUGUAUUUCAGAUUGAAUAACUUGUAAAUAUCUUUAUAAUGUACUGUAAUGCAAUAAACUGUUGAUGCAGAUUAUAUGUAAAUAAAUAAAUAUAUAUUACUAACAA